Molecule: messenger RNA, 2678 nt
Organism: Sciurus carolinensis (gray squirrel)
Lineage: Eukaryota; Metazoa; Chordata; Mammalia; Rodentia; Sciuridae
Gene: Sirt6
Product: sirtuin 6
Exons: 9
Coding region: 1229-2167 (312 amino acids)
Molecular function (GO): NAD+ binding
Source: RefSeq, a predicted model, not a curated record
CUGAUGGGAGAGAAGGGGGAUGUGAUUCCAGCGGAAGAAACGGCAGGGCAAAGGCGGGAGGCCGGCAUAAACACACCAAGCCAGACCAGGACUCAAAUGCCGGGCUGGGAAGUUGGCACUUGAUCCGGGGGGAAUGGGAAGGGUUUUGAGCGUGGGAGGGGCCUGGAUGGCACGUGGCAGAGAGAUCCGUCCAGCCCCACAGGAGGCGUGCAGAGGAGGUGUCCUCUCCACACUGGUGGGACCUGGGCUCUGAGCGACUCCUCUCCUUACAGCGUCCUGGAAAGGCGGUCCGUUCCGUGGAGUGGGGUCUUCAGGACCCCUGCUCCUGGGACUGCUGCCGUCCACUCUGCUGCAGGAGGUCGCACUGAGCAACCACUGUGCCCAGGUCUUCGACCCCCCGGAGGAGCUGGAGCGGAAGGUGUGGCAGCUGGCCAGGCUGGUCUGGCAGUCCUCCAGGGUGGUGUUCCACACGGGGGCUGGCAUCAGCACCGCCUCCGGCAUCCCCGACUUCAGGUCUGAGUCCGAGGGACACCGGGCAGGGCCCGCCACCCACCAGGUCCAUCCUAUGCCCCCAGACUGGGUGCCGGGUACAGGGAGGAAAGACCCCUGGGUGCAGAGAGCUCCCUUGAAGCCACAGCAACUUUCCUGUCCCCCACCGGCCAGAACCUGGUCCCCUGACCUUGCCCAGCUGCAAGGGGUGCUGGGAAGUGUGGUCUCCUUCAGACCGCACACUGAGGGGCAGCGUGCCUGGUCACACCAGGGUUCCGUUGCCCAGGGACAAUCAGCUCUGUACUCCCCGGCAACGAGGACAGGGUCAGGCAAGCAGCUUCGCCUUGGCGAGCCUCAGUCUCCUCUUCUGGGGACGUGAGACCAGGUGCUACCUAAACUGGCCCCCGAGUCCAGCAACUACCUUAGACACGAGUCUUGUUGCUGAAGAGCAGGAGUCUCAGACUGGUGGCCCCGUAGUGGCCGAGCCUGUACCCUUUUCCAAGGAGCAGGAAAUUGCCUUCAUUUCUCUUCCUGAGCUUCCUGGGCCCCAGGCCCAGAUUCUCCCAGGACAGUGGAUCCUGAGGCCUGAAUCAUUCCCACCCGGCUCCCGCUGCCACGUUCCAGUGCCCGCACGGCGGGAGGGGAGCCCUCCUGACCCGGCCCUCCCUUCCUGCUCCCGCCGCAGCCCCCGGGCCCCUCGGCUUUCCCCACACCCAGGGGUCCCCGCGGCGUCUGGACCAUGGAGGAGCGGGGCCUGGCCCCACAGUUCGACACCACCUUUGAGAGCGCGCGGCCCACGCAGACCCACAUGGCACUGGUGCAGCUGGAGCGCGUGGGCCUCCUGCGCUUCCUGGUCAGUCAGAACGUGGACGGGCUGCACGUGCGCUCCGGCUUCCCCAGAGACAAGCUGGCUGAGCUGCACGGGAACAUGUUUGUAGAAGAGUGUGUCAAGUGCAAAACGACCAAUCGUCCACCCUCCUCCACUAAGACGUUGUCUCAACUAACUACAGCCACAGUGACCCCACUUCAGACAAGGCAGUAUGUCCGGGACACAGUUGUGGGCACCAUGGGCCUCAAGGCCACCGGCCGGCUCUGCACCAUGACCAAGGCAAGGGGGCUGCGGGCCUGCAGGGGGGAGCUGAGAGACACCAUCCUAGACUGGGAAGAUGCCCUGCCUGACCGGGACCUGGCUCUUGCCGACGAGGCCAGCAGGACCGCCGACUUGUCCAUCACCCUGGGCACCUCCCUGCAAAUCCGGCCCAGUGGGAACCUGCCGCUGGCCACCAAGCGCCGGGGAGGCCGGCUGGUCAUCGUGAACCUCCAGCCCACCAAGCACGACCGUCAUGCUGACCUGCGCAUCCAUGGCUAUGUGGACCAGGUCAUGACCCGGCUCAUGAAGCACCUGGGGCUGGAGAUCCCCGCCUGGGACGGGCCCCGUGUGCUGGACAGGGCCCUGCCACCCCUGCCGCGCCCUCCCACUCCCAAGCUGGAACCCAAGGAGGAGCCCCCUAGCCGACUCAGUGAUCCAGUCCCCGCCGACCCCAGGCAGGAGCCUAGCAUGGAACCCUGGACCCAGCACAACGGCUGCAAGCCCACCAGCCCCAAAAGGGAGCCGCCAGGCAGCCCCGCCCCCUGCAGGCCGCCCAAGAGGGUGAAGGCCGAGGCGACUCCCAGCUGACCAGGGCCACAGACCGGGGCUUCUAGAAACCAUGGACUCCUUUUCUUACAUCUCACUAUCACCUGUAUCUGUCCCUUGGGGACCUCAGGGCACUGAAGCAGGACUCCAGACCCAGGUCAGGUGGGCCCUCCACUGUGGGGGUGGCUCUUGGGCCUCUCUGAUGAACCCGGGAAGAGCCAGCCUGCAGAGCCAGCCCCGGGCCUGCUGCCCCUCUGCCCCGGCCUCCAACUCAGGACUUCGGGGGAGCGGGUGGCUCGACGCCCUCCUCCCUUCUCCAGCGUAAAUGGGGAUGAGCUCCCUCGGCCCUCGGGUCCCCCUGGGAUGCUGCACACUCCCCACUCCUCUUCCGCUCUUGAUCUGUCUCCAAAGCCGCCUUCAGGGACCCUCCCCGAGGGAAGCCAGACCUCCCCCCGGACUGCAGGGCUGCGGGGAGAGGGCCCACCUGGCCCCGCGACGUCUUCGAUGCAAUAAAAACAGAACUCCUUCCUUGCACCUGAGCUUGUUUCGGUCC